AUGCGUGGCCCAAGAAAACUGGAAGUAGUAGAGGUCAAAUCUCGACAAAUCACUAUCCGCUGGGAGCCAUUUGGAUACAAUGUAACUCGUUGCCACAGUUAUAAUCUCACCGUCCACUACUGUUACCAAGUCGGAGGACAGGAGCAGGUGCGAGAGGAAGUGAGCUGGGAUACAGAAAAUUCACACCCCCAGCACACGAUCACUAACCUGUCACCAUACACCAAUGUUAGUGUGAAGCUCAUCCUCAUGAACCCGGAGGGACGGAAGGAAAGUCAAGAACUCAUCGUACAGACAGAUGAAGAUCUCCCAGGUGCUGUUCCUACUGAAUCCAUCCAAGGAAGUACCUUUGAAGAGAAGAUAUUUCUUCAAUGGAGAGAACCAACUCAAACGUAUGGUGUAAUCACUUUAUAUGAGAUCACCUACAAAGCAGUCAGUUCCUUUGACCCAGAAAUAGAUUUGUCCAAUCAAAGUGGAAGAGUUUCAAAACUAGGAAAUGAAACCCAUUUUCUGUUUUUCGGACUGUAUCCAGGGACCACGUACUCCUUUACCAUCCGAGCGAGCACAGCUAAGGGUUUUGGGCCUCCAGCAACAAACCAGUUCACCACCAAAAUAUCAGCACCCUCUAUGCCAGCUUAUGAACUUGAGACACCUUUGAAUCAAACUGACAACACAGUGACAGUCAUGCUGAAACCUGCACACAGCAGAGGUGCACCUGUCAGUGUCUAUCAAAUAGUUGUUGAGGAUGAACGUCCUCGAAGAGCUAAGAAGACAACGGAAAUCUUAAAGUGCUACCCAGUGCCGAUUCACUUCCAGAAUGCUUCAAUACUGAAUUCGCAGUACUACUUUGCUGCAGAAUUCCCAGCAGACAGCCUGCAGGCUGCUCAGCCCUUCACUGUUGGUGAUAAUAAGACAUACAACGGAUACUGGAACACUCCCCUUCUCCCCCAUAAGAGCUACAGAAUUUAUUUCCAAGCUGCUAGUAGAGCCAAUGGGGAAACCAAAAUAGACUGUGUUCGAGUGGCCACAAAAGCUGCGAUAAUCGUGACUCAGCUUACAACACCUUACAUUCGCAUCGCCCCUGCUGCAGGCGACGGCCAACUAACAGGAGCUGCUACUCCAAAACCAGUCCCAGAACCUGAGAAACAAACAGACCACACAGUUAAAAUUGCUGGAGUCAUCGCCGGCAUCUUGCUCUUCGUUAUCAUAUUUCUUGGAGUUGUGUUGGUAAUGAAGAAAAGGAAACUAGCCAGGAAGCGGAAGGAGACGAUGAGUAGCACCCGGCAGGAGAUGACCGUGAUGGUGAACUCCAUGGACAAGAGCUACGCUGAGCAAGGCACCAACUGCGACGAGGCUUUCUCCUUCAUGGACACACACAACCUGAACGGGAGAUCUGUGUCUUCACCGUCGUCCUUUACAAUGAAAACAAAUACGCUGAGCACAUCGGUGCCUAAUUCUUAUUACCCAGACCCAUUUGUGCCAACUGCAAUCUUAGAUGAAACGCACACGAUGGCCAGCGAUACCAGCAGCCUGGCGCAGUCCCAUACAUACAAGAAGCGCGAGCCGGCUGACGUGCCCUACCAGACCGGGCAGCUCCACCCUGCCAUCCGGGUGGCCGACCUCCUUCAGCACAUCACACAGAUGAAAUGUGCCGAGGGCUACGGCUUCAAGGAGGAAUAUGAGAGCUUCUUCGAAGGGCAGUCUGCACCGUGGGACUCCGCUAAGAAAGACGAGAACAGAAUGAAGAACAGAUACGGGAACAUCAUUGCAUAUGAUCAUUCCCGGGUGAGGCUGCAGACAAUAGAAGGAGACACCAACUCAGACUAUAUCAAUGGAAAUUACAUUGAUGGUUAUCAUCGGCCCAAUCAUUAUAUUGCUACCCAAGGGCCGAUGCAAGAGACCAUCUAUGACUUCUGGAGGAUGGUGUGGCAUGAAAACACUGCAAGCAUAAUAAUGGUGACCAACCUGGUGGAAGUGGGAAGGGUCAAAUGCUGCAAAUACUGGCCAGAUGACACAGAGAUAUACAAAGACAUUAAAGUUACCCUGAUAGAAACAGAACUACUAGCUGAAUAUGUGAUAAGAACAUUUGCUGUUGAAAAGAGAGGCAUUCAUGAAAUCCGAGAGAUCAGACAGUUUCACUUCACGGGCUGGCCGGAUCAUGGGGUCCCCUACCAUGCCACGGGCCUGCUGGGAUUUGUCCGGCAGGUCAAAUCCAAGAGCCCGCCCAGUGCAGGCCCGUUGGUGGUGCACUGCAGUGCUGGUGCGGGCAGGACCGGCUGCUUCAUCGUCAUAGACAUCAUGCUGGACAUGGCCGAGAGGGAGGGGGUGGUGGACAUCUACAACUGUGUCCGGGAGCUGCGGUCGCGGAGGGUGAACAUGGUGCAGACAGAGGAGCAGUAUGUGUUUAUCCAUGAUGCAAUCCUGGAAGCCUGUCUUUGUGGAGAUACCUCUGUCCCUGCUUCCCAAGUUAGGUCUCUGUAUUACGACAUGAACAAACUGGACCCACAGACAAACUCAAGCCAGAUUAAGGAGGAAUUCCGGACCCUAAAUAUGGUGACACCAACGCUGCGUGUGGAAGACUGCAGCAUUGCCCUCUUGCCCCGGAACCAUGAGAAAAACCGGUGCAUGGACAUCCUGCCCCCGGACCGCUGCCUGCCCUUCCUCAUCACCAUUGACGGCGAGAGCAGCAACUACAUCAACGCCGCCCUGAUGGACAGCUAUAAGCAGCCUUCGGCUUUCAUAGUCACCCAGCACCCUCUGCCAAACACGGUCAAGGACUUUUGGAGGCUGGUCCUGGAUUAUCACUGCACGUCUGUGGUGAUGCUGAAUGACGUGGAUCCUGCCCAGUUGUGUCCACAGUACUGGCCAGAAAACGGAGUACACAGGCAUGGCCCCAUCCAAGUGGAAUUUGUUUCUGCCGAUUUAGAAGAGGACAUUAUCAGCAGGAUAUUCCGUAUUUAUAACGCAGCCAGACCCCAGGAUGGAUAUCGGAUGGUGCAGCAGUUCCAGUUCCUGGGCUGGCCAAUGUACCGGGACACACCGGUGUCCAAGCGCUCCUUCUUGAAGCUCAUCCGCCAAGUGGACAAGUGGCAGGAGGAAUACAACGGUGGCGAAGGCCGCACGGCAGUGCACUGCUUGAACGGGGGAGGCCGCAGUGGGACGUUCUGUGCCAUCAGCAUCGUGUGCGAGAUGCUCCAGCACCAGAGAACCGUGGACGUCUUCCACGCCGUGAAGACGCUGAGGAACAACAAGCCCAACAUGGUGGACCUCCUGGAUCAGUACAAGUUCUGCUAUGAGGUGGCCCUGGAAUACUUGAAUUCUGGCUGAUGGCGUAAACAGCUCCGCAAACAAGUGCUUUCAUACCACAAAGCCAAGACGUUCCAUGGUAUUUGUGCGGACGAGAUGAAGACUUCUCAAUAUGCUUACUCUGCUUUGCAUAAUUGGCUCUUUUUAAGAGCCCAAGAAAAGGUUUAUAAAACUGCUUGCACUGCCCAGUUCCCAGUAAUGCUGCUGCCUGACACACACACACACACACACAGCAUAAGGUUGUCAAAUACUGUACUCCUGGUCACCGGCUUGUUAGAGCAGCGUAGACGGCUGGGAAAUUGAAGAGCACAACUAUAUUCUUAUGAAGGAAUUUGUACCUUUGGGGUAAUAUUUUGUGGCCCGUGACCUUUUGUUAUUGUUACAGCUGAGUGUAUGUUUUUGUUCCGUGGAGAAUGCUACUUGGCAUUAUGAUAAUAUAUUAUUUUAGUUAAUAAUUGUACUGUAACACGUUGCAUAAUACAAGCUUAUGUAGCUUUCCAGGACUAACAGAUAAACAUGUAAUGAACAAAGAUAUGUUGUAUAAGUUGUUGUUUCUAUCAGAUUUGUAUUGUUUCCAGAGGAAAAGCUCGGGAAGACUCAGUUCCAAAAUGCAAAACAAUCAGACUCACAGAUCCAAAGCUUUUCCAUGUGUUUAUAUUGUAAAUAUUUUUGAUUUCAUCAAAUUAUUUAUUCAUUAAAAGAAAUUUUUGUGAAGCACAGUGAGUGACAAUCAUUUUUAUUAAGCCCUGGAAAUGAUUUACUGUAUGAUGUUACCUUGUGUGGAUUCUCAACUCAAUAAAUGGUGACCCGUGA
Messenger RNA from Galeopterus variegatus (Sunda flying lemur), 4116 nucleotides. It is a transcript of the gene PTPRM, whose product is annotated as protein tyrosine phosphatase, receptor type, M. Gene Ontology annotation, molecular function: protein tyrosine phosphatase activity; protein binding. Gene Ontology annotation, biological process: protein dephosphorylation. The transcript has 26 exons. Bases 1 to 3324 code for a protein of 1107 amino acids. NCBI's taxonomy places the organism in Eukaryota, Metazoa, Chordata, Mammalia, Dermoptera, Cynocephalidae. The record is from RefSeq and is a predicted model, not a curated record.